AUGCAGCAGCUAUCAGGAACCUGGAAUCUAAGCCAAGAUCUCAUGGCCCCAAAAGGCUACGAGGCCAUCUGCCAGGCCGAGCCAUCCGACAAAGUCAACAGCAACGGCUACCACACCCUCGAGGACGACUUCUUAUACGACUGCAGCGAGUGGGACGACUGCCGAAGCGGCAAGAGGACACCCCCUCUUCGCUCCAGCCUCGACUACGAGCGGGGGGAUGAGGAAGCCGCAGGAGCGCCUACCACCAUGAGCAACCUCGGCGAGUGGGACAGGGACUACUCCAACGCAUGGGACUACGCAUCUCUGGCGGACCAGGCGAGGAGGAGGAGUGGUACCGUUUCGAGCAGCGGGAGCAACAGCACCAUCGGCUCCGGCAGCAGCAACCCCAGCCCGGCCACCAAGACUGAAAAGACUUUUGGUGACGAGGCCGACUACUCGCAGAGCAGCAGCAGCAGCAGCAGCAGCAGUAGUAGUAGUAACCGAAGCAGUGGCGGAGGUUUCUGGAGCUUUUUCGGCAGAGCCAGGUCGCAAGAGGCCAAUGUAGAGUCGUUGAGGGGGGCUACGGCUUGA
Molecule: messenger RNA, 570 nt
Organism: Pyricularia grisea
Lineage: Eukaryota; Fungi; Ascomycota; Sordariomycetes; Magnaporthales; Pyriculariaceae
Exons: 1
Coding region: 1-570 (189 amino acids)
Source: RefSeq, a predicted model, not a curated record